Symbiodinium sp. CCMP2592 is the source of this 1104-nucleotide messenger RNA. NCBI's taxonomy places the organism in Eukaryota, Dinophyceae, Suessiales, Symbiodiniaceae. The record is from the annotation of a GenBank genome assembly.
AUGGCCCUGCAUUAUUGGAUUUUCGUCAACUUCUUCUUACAUCUGGACAGCAAGCCCAUUGCAGUCGUUUAUGAAGGGUCCGCGGCGUAUUUGGCAGAUCUGGUGGACAGCGCAUCCGGAUCCAAGGUGGAGUUCUGGCCAUGCACGGCAUCUUGCAACCUUCCCUUUGGUCGGAGGGACGAUGUGAUUGCGGCUGUGGGUAUGCCGCGGAACUUCUCGAACUUGCACGACUUCCCGAACUUGAAGCUAAUCCAGAGUACAUCCUACAUGUAUCCGCGUCUGUCGGCGAUGCCAGCUGGUCCAGCUGUCGCCAAAUACGAAGCCCCAUGGAAAGCCUAUGGGGUGGAACCCAUCGCCGAAUUUGUCAUUGCAGCUGCCUUCCAAUGGGCAUACAAGCUCGCCGAAGUCUCUUCCAGAUUCGCCGCUUGUGGCUUCGGUCCAGGGGCACCCGGUGGCUGUGCUCCGGACAGUGCGCUGACUUCCCAUCCGACAUUAAUGAGCAAGUCGAUUGGCAUCAUUGGCUAUGGCACCAUUGGCGAGGCUGUGGCCAGACGAGCAUUUGCAUUAGGUAUGCGUGUGCUGGCAUCACGACGCCACGGUCCUUUUUCGUCUUGGUUGAUCAGCGACAACGACAAAGUCUUAGCCGAGUGCGAUUUCAUUGCAGUGACUGUUCCAGGUUCUGUCGUGGGGCUGAUCAACAAGACGGCAUUGGCACUGAUGAAGCCUGGUGCAGUGCUGAUCCCGGUGUCUGCAAAUCCUGUGGAUUUCGAUGCGCUGUACCAUGCUUUGCUCACGGGCUCGAUCGGUGGGGCCGUCCUUGACGUUUGGCCACAAGGCUGCUGGCACUACCCAGACUCAUUUUGCGGGCCUCCUUACGGGCGCGAGGCACAACCUUACUUGCAGUCGCAUCUGGCGCAGCUUGACAACGUCCUCGUGUUGCCAGGCGUCGCCAUGCGUGAUGCCAAAUUUUGGUCCAACAGCGCUGCAUGGGUUAGCGACAACCUGGUGGCGCUCAUCGAUGGCUUGCCGCUCAAAGGUGUGGUCCGAAAUGCCACUUUCGACACCAAGACUCAGGAGCCGACACGCCUGAUGCAGCUGGUGUGA